UUUACCUACAAAUACUUCCUCCUUUCAUUUACUUUUUCUUCCUGUUUUGAAAUUAUAUGUUCAAUAAAAGAUAGGAAUUCGAGAUGGCAACAUCGAAGCCUACUUCUACGACGGAUUACAUUUAUGAGAUUAACAAGAUGGUACACAAUAUGAACAGUCUUCUUGGACAUGGUAUAGUCGAUCUUCGUGACCAUCUAAAGAAGAAAAAUUCUACAGAAGAAACCCAGGCAGUUUUACAACUAGACGAAAAAUUCUGUGUUGAAAAAGACCAUCUAAAAAAUCAAUUGGACGAAUUCACUAAUCUAUGUGAACAAUUAAGAUCACCCACCAUUCCCACUGUAAUGAGGAAAACGAAAGGGCGCAAUGGAGAAGAACAAGAGGACAGUGGAUACAUGGGUAGUCAAGGCUCACAUGUUUUUGGAAGCGGUUACACACAUAGUUCAAACAGCGGAAUACAGGACGCAACACCGCAUGAUACAUCACAGGUAAGGAAAGCCAUAAUUUUGACCACAUCCGACAUCGAAGAUCUACACCUACCUUCCAACAAAGAUUCGUGAUUGUGCAGCUACACUCUCAGAACAUCUUUUAAACUGACAAAUGAUUACUUUUUACCAACGUCUACCACAGUUUAAUUUUUGUCGAAGCUUACCUCGAUACUGUCGUUUUGAUAUUGUAAACGUGGAUUUGUCGGAACCAAAGUAAUGCAUGUAUUUAUGGUUGAGGUGGACAGUUGGCGUUGCUCCUGAAAUUUUUAUAAUUAGAAUGACGAACUGGCUUAGCGAGCUGGUAUUUAUGACUCAGAGUUUUACCGUACGCUAAAUACGAAUAUGCCGGUUUUGCCAUCUCUGUGAAAUAUUUUAUUUUUAUGGAUAGAGUAACAGUUACAAUCAAUCCACCCUUGGUCAAACUCUUAUAUAUUUUAAAGAGUUUGGAUGUUACUAUAUGGUGCCAGUUAUACAAUUUUGUGAUAGAUUGUAAUUUUGUUAUUUAUCUUAUGUUACGUUUAAAUAUAAUGUUCAUGUUAUGAAUCAUCUUUAUUUAUUUAUAUAUACCUCAUUUUGCAUUUUUUUUAUUGUAACUGUUGUAUUUGAGGGUGAGUCAUUUGCUCUACUUGUAUUUUUUUUAGAUACUUUAAUUGGCAUAAUUUUGAUAUGCAUAAUAUAUAUAGUUCUUUUUGAGGCAGUUACGGUUAUAAUUUGCUAACAAAACAGUGUCAUUUUGUUCUCUUGUGAAGAGUUGUCUCAUUGACAAUCACGCUACAACCUCUUUUCUACAAAGAUUCUUUGACGGGGUAUCAGAUAUCUCGUCAAUACUGACACAUAUACAUCGUGACUAGGAAAUAAUCUUUCAAAAUAUGAUUUCCUGUAAUUGUUUCAAGUGUAAUAGAAGAAUAAAAUUCAUUCAAUAAAAAUGUUAAGAACUAGCUGUUUAUCAUUAUAUAAAAUGUUGAUAAACAGUAACCCCAAAAUAAGACCUAAAUGAAAUGGAAAAACAUAAAAUACAAGAUAGGGAAUAACUAUAAAUGAGGAGAAUAACCUGGGAUGCUAACAAAUGUGGGGUUGUUAUACAAGACGGUCUAGAUUUGGGAGGGAGUGGGGUUCUUCAUUUCUGAAUUAUUUAAUUCUUUAGUCGCCAUUAUCGAACUUGUGAGGCAGCAGUUCUUCUGUACCAUUGAGCUGUUUCAUUUACGAUCUACAUUAUUUUUCAUACACAGAGACAAGAGUGCAUUUGUGUAAAAUAACUUGUUGAAUACGUAUUCAUUGAAGUCAUUGGAUUCAAUCCACAAGCAGUGGCAUCAACCCAGUAGUGAACAUGCGAAAUUAAAAAGAAUACCAAUUGGAAUUUAAAAAGACUAAAUAUUUGUAUAAAAAAAAUCCAUCAAAAUGAUUUCCGAGCUACUCAUUCAUCCUGAAGAUAAUUCAUUCAUGUUUUUUUUCAUGUUUUUGUAAAAUAUAUCGCAUUGAAUGACAUCGUUUACUUGAAUCUGAGAUAUAAUGCAUAGAAUUAUUUCUUACUAAAAUUAAGUUUUGAUAAGCAAUGUCCAUUUAUUUUUGUGUUUAUAUCAUUACGAAUAUACGCCAAAAUGUUGUAAAAUCUAUGAACAAAAUUACAAAUCUGAUAGCAAAAGAUUGAAGGACAUUUAGAAAAUUACCCUUUUAUGAAAUAAAUUCAUGGGGACUUGGCCACUCUUUCGUUCUCAUAAGAGUUACAUUUAUUUAUGUCUUUGUUAACAUAAAGUGUUUGGAAGUUAAUAAAGAAAAGUGAAUAUGAGCACUUAAUGAAUCUUGUUUCUCUCAAAAUAAAAUUUCAAACUAAAUAAUUGGUUCUAAUCUUAUUAGAUUUACAGUUCUGAUAUUAGAAAAUCAAAUGUGGAUCGGACACAGCAAUACAUAAUUUUCAUAUGAAAUCUAAAUAUAUAUGAAUUGAAGUGGAAGAGUUAUUUUGGUUUGAUUCAGUGUCAUGUAAAUCUAUUUUGUUAUGAACAUUACAGUAUUACAUGAAUCUUUUAUUUAUAUAAAAAAUGAAAAUAUAUGUGUUUUAAUAUUAUUGUUUAAAGUUCGUCACGUACAAAGUUGCCUUGUUUGGUACGUGCAUCAUUAAAUAUUCUAGAAAGGUGUA
Mytilus trossulus (common blue mussel) is the source of this 2619-nucleotide messenger RNA. RefSeq lists its product as uncharacterized. The transcript is spliced from 4 exons. The record is from RefSeq and is a predicted model, not a curated record. The coding region runs from base 84 to 557 and encodes 157 amino acids. NCBI's taxonomy places the organism in Eukaryota, Metazoa, Mollusca, Bivalvia, Mytilida, Mytilidae.